UUCAAGCAAAUAUUUUUUUUUACACCAAACACGAACAGCUGAAAUCACAGUCUCCUUUUGCUUUCCUGUCGAUCUGGGGAAUUUUUUUUUGCAAACAAGAUCUCCUUUUCCUUUUAAUUAAUUAAACCCCCCAAAUCCAAACUCGAAUAAAAUCCCAAACAUUUUUCCAGCUCGAUCUAACCACCAAAAUUCCAGUCACCUUCGAUCCCACAAAAUCAAAUUCUCUGAUUUUUAAUUUUCCUCAUCGAAUUCAAUUCAUAUUCAUGUGAUCUUCUAAAUCCGAGGAGGAAGUAGAAAUGGCGGUGCCAAACAUGGAUCAAUUCGAAGCGUACUUUAAGAGAGCUGAUUUAGAUGGGGAUGGAAGAAUCAGUGGAGCUGAAGCUGUCUCUUUCUUUCAAGGAUCCAAUUUGCCCAAACAAGUCCUUGCUCAGAUAUGGAUGCAUGCUGAUCAGAGUCGAACUGGCUUCCUUGGCCGGCCGGAGUUUUUUAAUGCUUUAAGACUUGUAACUGUUGCUCAGAGUAAGCGAGAUUUGACACCGGACAUUGUCAAGGCAGCAUUAUAUGGACCGGCUGCAGCAAAAAUCCCCCCACCGCAAAUUAAUCUUCAAGCCACAGCUGCUGCGCCUCAAAUGGCGGCGGCUUCACCUGUGCCGCAGAUGGGUUCUGCUGCCCCAACAACAUCUCAAGGUUUUGGUUUUAGAGGACCAGGAGUUCCAACGGCUGCGCCUCAAAUGGUUGCUUCAUCUGCCACGCAGAUGGGUGCUGUUGCUCCGACAGCAUCUCAAGGUUUUGGCUUUAGAGGACCAGGAGUUCCAAAUGCUACUAUGAACCAACAGUACUUUCCUCGGCAUGGUCAAACUAUGAGACCACUUCAGGGUGUCCCUCCAGGAACUGCUUCCCGUCCACCUCAGGGUAUGCCUGCCAUUAGUCUGGGGGGUCCAUCGUCAGUAAUGCUUACUGGAACUGCUUCCCGACCUCCUCAGGGUAUGCCUUCCAGUAGUCUGGGGGGUCCAUCAUUCAUAAUGCCUACUGGAACCACCCCCCGUCCACCUCAAUUCAUGUCUGGUGGUUCUGCUGGUCCAACUCCCAGUGUCUCAAACCCGAACAUAUCAAGUGAUUGGCUUGGUGGAAGGACUGGUGGAGCUCCAACUAGCCCUGGAGGGGUCCAGCCAUCUAUUCCCACCACUACUUCCCAGCCGCGACCUCUAAGCUCAGUUUCCUCUCAGCCCAUUGCUAAUGAUUCUAAAGUUGUUUCUGGAAAUGGGUUCGCCUCUGAUUCGUUUUUCGGUGGUGAUGUGUUUUCUGCAACCCCUACUGCAACAAAACAAGAACCCCCUCUGCCUACUUCUUCAGCUACCAGUGGCACACAAGCUCCCAUUAAGUCCGGCUCACUUGAUUCACUGUUGAAAGCUGUUAACAACCCAACCUCAUCUUCCAUUGUCUCGGGUUCUAGUGAUGCCCAAGCCCGAGGUCCAGUUAAGUCCAGCUCACUUGAUUCACUUCAGAGUGCUUUUGCUGUGCAACCUCUGGGUGGUCAGCCUGAACGAACCCAAUCAUUAGCGAGCCCAGGCCCACAAGUUUCAGCUUCAAAUUCUGCCUCACUUGUGUCACCUGGCAUUUCAGUUGGAGUUGGAAAAUCUUCUGAUAGCACACAGCUUUCAUGGCCAAAGAUGAAACCAACAGACAUUCAGAAGUAUAAUAAAGUUUUUAUGGAAGUAGAUACUGACAGAGAUGGAAGAAUCACUGGUGAGCAGGCACGGAAUCUUUUUUUGAGCUGGAGGCUACCAAGAGAGAUUUUAAAGCAGGUCUGGGAUUUAUCUGAUCAGGAUAGUGACAGCAUGCUUUCUUUGAGGGAAUUCUGCUUUGCCCUUUAUUUGAUGGAGCGGUACAGGGAAGGCCAUCCUCUUCCAGCAGCUCUUCCAAGUAAUAUUAUGUACGACGAGACCUUGUUGUCCAUGACGGGUCAACCCAAAGUUGCUUAUGGAAGUGCUGCUUGGGGUCCUGGUUUUGGACAGCAGCCUACACGAUCCAUGGCCCCUGUCCCUGGCAUGAGGCCACCUGUUCCAGUAACUGCCUCCCAGCCUGAUGGUGUCAUGGUAAACAAUCAACACAAGUCAGGAGCUCCAGUGUUGGAGGAUUCCUUUUUGAACCAACAUGAUGGCGGAGAGCAGAGUUCAGCAAACUCAAUGAUUCAAGAUGGAACAGCCUCAGAGAAAAAGAGUGAUGAAACAGAGAAGCUGAUUUUGGACUCCAAAGAGAAGAUUGAGUUUUACCGUUCUAAAAUGCAGGAUCUUGUUCUGUAUAAAAGCAGAUGUGAUAAUAGGCUAAAUGAAAUCACAGAAAGGGCUUUGGCAGAUAAACGUGAGGCAGAGUUGCUGGGUAAGAAAUAUGAAGAGAAGUACAAGCAAGUUGCAGAAGUGGCAUCUAAAUUAACAAUUGAAGAGGCAACUUUUCGUGACAUUCAGGAGAGAAAGCUGGAGUUGCGUCAAGCAAUAACUAACAUGGAACAAGGUGGCAGUGCGGAUGGUAUUCUUCAGGUUCGUGCUGAUCGUAUACAAUCAGACCUUGAUGAGCUAUUGAAGGUUUUAACUGAACGCUGCAAGAAACAUGGACUGGAUGUUAAGUCAACUGCCGUGAUUGAGCUUCCUUUUGGCUGGCAACCAGGAAUUCAAGAGGGUGCUGCUACUUGGGAUGAAGAUUGGGAUAAGUUUGAAGAUGAAGGGUUUUCCAAUGAGCUCACUGUUGAUGUGAAAAGUGCUCCUGGUCAAAAGGAGAGAGCACCUGCGGAUGGUAGUUUAACCCCUGAUUCAUUGUCAAAUGGAGAUGGGAGGUCUGGAAUUUUUACUGGAGAACAUGUGCUUGAGAGUGAAUCUGCAUAUUUCCACAGUGGAGAUGAAAUUGCAAGAAGCCCUCAAGGCAGUCCAGCUGGAAGGGCUGCUUCAGAAAGUCCAUCUCAAGACUUUGCUGAUGUUUUUGCCAAGAAUACUGAAGCAGAUAUAGAUACCCAUAGAAGUUUUGAUGAAUCAACUUGGGGUGCCUUUGACACAAAUGAUGAUGUGGACUCAGUCUGGGGAUUUAACCCUGCAGGCAACAAGCAGGACUCUUCUGAGAACGAGAGAGAUUUCUUUGGAUCUGAUGAUUUUGGUCUAAAGCCAAUCAGAACGGAAUCCACACCAACAACGAAUACUUUCCAGAAAAAGAGUAUAUUUUUUGAAGAAUCUGUUGCAGGUUCCCCAAUGUCAAGAUUUGGCAACUCUCCAAGGUUCAGCGAAGCAGGGGACCAUUUUGACAAUUACUCGAGAUUUGAUUCCUUCAGCAUGAAUGAAGGAGGCUUUUCACCACGAGAAAAGCUUACAAGGUUCGACUCCAUAAACAGUUCCAAAGAUUUUGGCCACAGUCGUGCAUUCUCUUCAUUUGAUGAUGGAGAUCCAUUUGGCUCCAGUGCCCCCUUUAAGGUUUCAUCUGAAGAUCAAACUCCCAAAAAGAGUUCUGGCAAUUGGAGUUCUUUCUAGCAGCAAUCUGGUUUUCCCCUCCCUCCCUCUCUCUCCAUUUUUUUUUACAGUUGCCAAUUUUUGUAUGUGCUGUAUAGAUUGUGUUGAAAUGCUGCAUUGUUGUAAAGUUAUUCAUCAUGGCCUUGCUUCAUUUUUAUUUUGCUGAGGUAAAAAAACUUAUGUUUGGGGGGCAUCCAGAUCAAAGAUAAAAUGCUUGUUCUUUUGAGUGGCAAAUUCUUGAGACCAAUAAAAACCGAGUAGUUUGAGAAAACAA
This is a messenger RNA of Populus trichocarpa (black cottonwood), 3765 nucleotides long. RefSeq lists its product as uncharacterized. Gene Ontology annotation, molecular function: calcium ion binding; protein binding. The coding region runs from base 297 to 3512 and encodes 1071 amino acids. Gene Ontology annotation, biological process: endosomal transport; endocytosis. The record is from RefSeq and is a predicted model, not a curated record. NCBI's taxonomy places the organism in Eukaryota, Viridiplantae, Streptophyta, Magnoliopsida, Malpighiales, Salicaceae. The transcript is spliced from 13 exons. Gene Ontology annotation, cellular component: cytoplasm; nucleus; plasma membrane.